AAAAAUGAUUCAGUUUUGUUUAUUGUUAUGUACACAAAAUCAAUUCGUCGUAGGUGGUUGCUUUAGUUUGACGCGUCUGUAAUUUCGAAUUAUGAGGAAUGUGUAGAAUUUUAACCUGUAAAUGUAAUUAAAUGUUGGUUCUAGUGUUUCAAGUUUGUCCAGCUUCAACUUUAUGAUGUUGAAGGCAUCAUUCGCAUAUAAGUUCAAGUGCUUCAAUUUCAAGCUUCCUGCGGCUUAUUUCUUGAUUAAUUAAUGUAUUAAGAUAAUCUUUCAAUGAUUUAGAACUAUAAUUAAAAUGGAUAAUUCAACACCACCCGAUCCAUCCAAUCCUAUAUUACACGUUUUGGUGGUAGGAUUCCAUCACAAGAAAGGAUGUCAGGUCGAGUAUUCAUACCCUCCUUUGUCCGAAGAACACAAUUCAGACUCAAAUGAAUGUCCGGCUGGAUGGAAAUAUUUACCAACCCUGGCUUUACCUGAUGGUUCACAUAAUUACACUCAUGAUACUGUGUACUUUCAUUUACCUAGUCUAAAUAAUCCAAACGAAACAAUCUUCGGGAUAUCAUGCUACAGACAAAUAUCCGUAGACCAAGUAAAGAAUCGAACUUCAGAUUUAACUAGAGAUACCGUGCAAAAGGCAGUUUGCGUCUUGAGUGUCAUUCCUCUGUAUGGACAUAUCGAGGUGAAAAUGUCUCUCAUAACUCAUGCGUAUUUUGAAGAAGGCGAUUUUACCAAAGUAUCAUUAUUGAAAGACACAUACGAGCAUUUGAAUUUGUGUUUGAAAAAUCUGGAUGAUAUUACAACGUCGCCGCAGUUUUUUGUUGGACUUCCGGCCAGAGAUUUUAUUUUAAAAUUCCGUCAUAAAGCUGUCCUUCUUUUUAAAUUACUUUUAUUGGAGAAAAAAGUUAUAUUUUAUUGCUCUCCUGUACAUAAUCUAUGUUCAGCAAUUCUUUCGCUUUUGUCUCUUCAUCCUGGUAUGCUUGAAGAAGGUUUACAUCAAUCAGCAUGUUUCAGGCCAUCUCGUCCUAUGUCACCAAUGCCGCAGUACAAUUUGGAAGAUGAAGAGAACAAUGAACCCGAAAUUAUUGAUAAUCGUUCCAAAAAAAGUAUUACCGAAGAAAAACCCGUUAAAAAUUAUGUUACUGAAAGCUGUCAGAAUAUUACUUCGAGUAACUUCAACGUUUCAUUUACUCGCGUUAAUAUUGAAAGUUCCUUGACCGUAGACCGGUCUUCUGUUGACGAUGAUCUUGGAAUAUCAGAACCCUGUGAAUCAUUGAAUGGUAAUGAUUAUGGGGACAGAAAAGGCGAUAAAUCUAGCUCAAAUGAUAUAAACGCGCCCUUUAAAAAUGUUGGUUAUGAUAUUAUGGGCGAUGUCACCAUUCAAACAAAUUUAUCACUGAUGUCACAGAUGGAUCUGUCCGCUUGUGGUACUCCAUUAUCAAUUUUUACCGAGGGUUAUUUAUGCCUCCCAUAUCUAUCUUUACCAUAUAUGGAUGUUCUUUUGGACCCCAACGUAAGAGGUUAUGUUAUUGGCGCCACGAAUAUUCUUUUCAAACAAAAAAAACAUCUCGCUGAUAUUUUAGUUGAAGUGGACACAGCCAAAAUCGAAACUGACGACAUGCAAUUGAAGCGAUUACUUCAUUUAUCAAUGGAAGACUUGCGAUUUGCUGAUUACAUAGUUAAACAUGUUUGCGAAGAAAAGCAAGACGUUUUUGUGGACGGCGUUGGUUGGGAAGGAGGUGAUGAAUGGAUCAGAAUGCAAUUCAAAUUGUAUCUUUUGUCUCUUUUGCGAACUUCUUUAUUACCUGAAAACUCUCGCGAAGUAGAAUCUUUCAAUGUUGCAUUUGUUAAUGCGUGGAAAGAUACGCAUAACUACAAAACAUGGGUUUGUAACUAUUGUGACGCUGUGAAAGAAAUUUCCCCAUGUCAUCCUUUCGCUCGUCAGCUCUCAGUUGCAGACAUGAAAUUGAAAUUACAACACACGUUGCAAUACAGCGAAGGUGGCAAGAAAUUGAAUCAAGCCAUGCUAAAUACUGGAAAAGCAGUCGCUACAACUGGUCGUGCAGUCGGAGGUGCAAUAACUCAAGCUCGAGGUGCAGUUUCAAAUUGGUGGACAAGCUUUACAGCGAAUAAUACUUCGCCUCUGGAUUCUAUAGCGGAUAAUCCGCCCUGUAAUGGUGAUAAUAUAAAUUCUGACAAUGUACAGAAUGUGAUGUGAGCUAUAAAUUAUUUUAAAAAAUUGAAAUGUUUCUGAUGGCCAUGAAUGUAUGUACGUAGUAUAGACUGAUUUCGUCUCUAUUUCGAUAGUUGAAUUUUUCCUAUUAUUUUGAUACUCGAUGUUUUAUCAAACAUUUACAUUUAUUAUAUAUUAUAGCUACGUUUAGUUAGCUUUUUACAACUAUUUUGAGUUUUUUUACUUCUAGUUUGUAUUGUUCAAGUACCUAUUUUAAUCUAAGUCUCCGAAUAAGAAUAUCAUCUCAACAGAUGUGCAAUUGAUAGUUCUCAUCGUGACAGAAUGUUCUGUUCACUUUAAUUAAAAAUGCGUACCUUUAAGGAAAUCUAUUUGAAUUUUAAUUAAGUAUAUUUAAAGUUGAAUUGCCAUUAAGAAGUAUAACUUAUCUUUUCUCGUUUCCAAUUUUAAUCGUUUUUGAGCUUAUUCAAUAUUGAUGUCCAAAUAAAAUGUUCUCAAAUUAAGAA
Planococcus citri (citrus mealybug) is the source of this 2694-nucleotide messenger RNA. Its product is annotated as late secretory pathway protein AVL9 homolog. Gene Ontology annotation, cellular component: cytoplasm. NCBI's taxonomy places the organism in Eukaryota, Metazoa, Arthropoda, Insecta, Hemiptera, Pseudococcidae. The transcript has 10 exons. The coding region runs from base 296 to 2215 and encodes 639 amino acids. The record is from RefSeq and is a predicted model, not a curated record.